Arabidopsis lyrata subsp. lyrata is the source of this 1487-nucleotide messenger RNA. Its product is annotated as VQ motif-containing protein 18. NCBI's taxonomy places the organism in Eukaryota, Viridiplantae, Streptophyta, Magnoliopsida, Brassicales, Brassicaceae. The record is from RefSeq and is a predicted model, not a curated record. The transcript has a single exon. Gene Ontology annotation, cellular component: nucleus. The coding region runs from base 566 to 1039 and encodes 157 amino acids.
AUCUGACACUUUUUUUUUUUUGGUAAAGGACAUUUAACAAAUUCGUCAAUAAAACAAAGUCAAAUUGGCAUCCAAAGGUUAAGUCGACGAGCUAUAAGUCAACCCCACAUAUAUAGACAUAAAAUAAAACAAAUAAAACAACGCUCACGCCAUCUACUCGUAUGUUUUUACUUAUUUAUAUAGCUAAUUGAUUUUAUAAUAUAUCAGUUAGAAAAUUAAAAACCAUUUUCUUCCGAUAGCGUAAAAGAAACAGAUCAUUCUCUUGGAUAAAUUACAGUUUAUUUAAUUCAAAUUGUUGUUAAGUGUGUAAUGGAGGGCAGGUCCAUAGCUAUUUCGUCUUAUAUUUUUUAUUAUUUUCGUAUUCCGUUUCUCUUUAAUAAAUGCUUUUUUUUAUUAACGAUUUUGACCAACCAACAAUAAAAACUAUAUUUAAUUACAUUUUGUUUUUCUGUAUAUAUAGAGACAUAUAAUCCACAGCAUAUGCAUAAUAUUUCUCGAAACAAUACAAAAAACCUCAUAUCAAAAAAAAAAACCUAAAUCUUCUUCUUCUAAUUUUUUCGUUUAAAUGGUGAGAAAUUCAAUGAAAGCUGAGUACGAUCUAGAUCAUCUUUCUCAUCAAAGCUUUUAUGGUGAUUAUUCAAAAACUUUGGUUCCCAUGAACAAGAACUCCCAAAUAAUAACCAAGGUCAAGCCUAAGAUCCGUAUCAUCCAUAUAUUUGCGCCUGAGAUCAUCAACACCGAUGUCAAGAACUUCCGUACACUCGUCCAAAGUCUAACCGGAAAGCCGGAGAUCACCAAAACCGGUUCUAAGAAAAAGAUAACCAAAACAAGUUUUCCCGCGCCAUCUGUUCUGCCUCAAGAUUCCGGCCAAGAACAUACGGCGGAGCUGGUCAGCAAAAUAAUAGGGAGCCAUGUGGUGAAGGAAGAAUGGGGAUCAAGUUCGAACACAAACACUUACUUUGAUUUAGAUGGUUUGAUCGAUCUUGAUGAAGACGACAACAUAUUCUCAAGUCGAUGGUUUGAUCUUCAACAACAAUAAUUAACUCGGUCACACUUUACCUUAGGGUUUCUACUAAUCGUUAUUCGUGAGUCCUAUUGGUUUUGAUGAUUUGAUCAUUUACAUCGAUAUUGGGCAUAACGAGACAUGGUUCAAGGCAAGACCAUGUUCGAGACGGCGAUCAUCAUAUAGGUAGGAACAUAUACAUGACUUGUAUAUAUGUACAAAUGUUUGGAUUUUUUUUAUGCCCUUUGAUUUAUAAUUUGGUAGACUGACUUAAUUUGCCAAGAAAGAGUGUAGUGAUGAGUUUAACUUGAUAGACUGAUCAAGAGAACGUAAGUUUGAGUUUUGAUCUCCGAUCAUGUGAAAACUCUACUUAAAAAUGGUGUAACACCUUGUGCUCACGCGUGCGUGUAUUAAUUAUUUGAUGUAUUUGUGAUUAACUUUAGCGUUGUGCAAGUUUAUAUAUAAAAACGAUAUUGUGAUUGAA